Molecule: messenger RNA, 4012 nt
Organism: Lynx canadensis (Canada lynx)
Lineage: Eukaryota; Metazoa; Chordata; Mammalia; Carnivora; Felidae
Gene: CDK19
Product: cyclin dependent kinase 19
Exons: 13
Coding region: 198-1706 (502 amino acids)
Biological process (GO): protein phosphorylation
Cellular component (GO): nucleus; cytosol; mediator complex
Molecular function (GO): RNA polymerase II CTD heptapeptide repeat kinase activity; cyclin-dependent protein serine/threonine kinase activity; ATP binding
Source: RefSeq, a predicted model, not a curated record
AGGAGGUGGAGUAGGUGGCUGCCGCGGCCGCCGAGGAGUCCCUUGCUGAAGGCGGACCGCGGGGCGGCGGGCGGCGCGCGCGCGCCCGAGAGGCGGCUGUUGGAGAAGUGGAGCGGCGGUCGCGGGGGGAGGAGGAGGAGGAGGGACUGAGCGGCGGCGGCCCCCGCGUCCCGGUGCCUCUAUGGGGAAAGCAGACAAUGGAUUAUGAUUUCAAGGCGAAGCUGGCGGCGGAGCGGGAGCGGGUGGAGGAUUUGUUUGAGUACGAAGGGUGCAAAGUGGGACGCGGCACCUACGGGCACGUCUACAAGGCGAGGCGGAAAGAUGGAAAAGAUGAAAAGGAAUAUGCAUUGAAGCAAAUUGAAGGCACAGGAAUAUCCAUGUCGGCUUGUAGAGAGAUUGCACUUUUGCGAGAAUUGAAGCACCCUAAUGUGAUCGCAUUGCAGAAGGUGUUCCUUUCUCACAGUGACAGGAAGGUGUGGCUGCUCUUUGAUUAUGCAGAACAUGAUUUGUGGCACAUUAUUAAGUUUCACCGUGCAUCAAAAGCAAAUAAAAAGCCCAUGCAGUUGCCAAGAUCUAUGGUCAAAUCAUUACUUUACCAGAUUCUUGAUGGUAUCCAUUACCUCCAUGCAAAUUGGGUGCUUCACAGAGAUCUGAAACCAGCAAAUAUCCUAGUAAUGGGAGAAGGUCCUGAAAGGGGGAGAGUCAAAAUAGCGGACAUGGGUUUUGCCAGAUUAUUCAAUUCUCCUCUAAAGCCACUAGCAGAUUUGGAUCCAGUAGUUGUGACGUUUUGGUAUCGGGCUCCAGAACUUCUGCUUGGUGCAAGACAUUAUACAAAGGCCAUUGAUAUAUGGGCAAUAGGUUGCAUAUUUGCUGAAUUGUUGACUUCAGAACCUAUUUUUCACUGUCGUCAGGAAGAUAUAAAAACAAGCAAUCCCUUUCAUCAUGAUCAACUAGAUCGGAUAUUUAGUGUCAUGGGGUUUCCUGCAGAUAAAGAUUGGGAAGAUAUUAGAAAGAUGCCAGAAUACCCUACACUUCAGAAAGACUUUAGAAGAACAACGUAUGCCAACAGUAGCCUCAUAAAGUACAUGGAGAAACACAAGGUCAAGCCUGACAGCAAAGUGUUCCUCUUGCUUCAGAAACUCCUUACUAUGGAUCCAACCAAGAGAAUUACCUCGGAGCAAGCUCUACAGGAUCCCUAUUUUCAGGAGGACCCCUUGCCAACGUUAGAUGUGUUUGCUGGCUGCCAGAUUCCAUACCCCAAACGAGAAUUCCUUAAUGAAGAUGAACCUGAAGAGAAAGGUGACAAGAACCAGCAACAGCAGCAGAACCAACAUCAGCAGCCCGCAGCUCCCCCGCAGCAGGCAGCAGCGCCCCCGCAGGCGCCCCCGCCGCAGCAGAACAGCACCCAGACCAACGGGACCGCGGGCGGGGCCGGGGCGGGCGCCGGGGGUGCGGGAGCCGGGCUGCAGCACAGUCAGGACUCGGGCCUCAAUCAGGUGCCUCCGAACAAGAAGCCCCGCCUCGCGCCCUCGGGCGCCAACUCCGGCGGGCCCGUUAUGCCGGCAGAUUAUCAGCACUCCAGUUCUCGCCUGAAUUACCAAAGCAGCGUUCAGGGAUCCUCCCAGUCCCAGAGCACACUCGGCUACUCCUCCUCAUCCCAGCAAAGCGCGCAGUACCACCCGACUCACCAGGGCCACCGCUACUGACCGCCGCGGCCCAGGGCACAGACCCCAGCAAUAUGAUGUCCGCAUGGAAAGCAACCAAAAAUGCAGACGAUGCUGCCGUUUAAAACUCACCCACUUGGGCGGAAGACUACAUACUGAGCAUUUUGCAGGACGGACGGACGUCUCUUCUUUACUGACUUAAAGAAGAUUUUUGUGAAGUUUCCCCGACACCCUUUCCCUGCAUGUGUUCCAUUGUGACUUUGAUACAGCGUCUGAUCUAAUCCCAGCACUUAACUUCUGUAACCUUCAGCAUUUUUUGGAAGGAUUUCCUGGUGCACCUUUCUCAUGCUGUAGCAAUCACUAUGAUUUAUCUUUUCAAAGCUCUUUUAAUAGGAUUUUAAUGUUUUAGAAACAAGACUCCAGUGGUGUAUAGUUUUCUACUUCAUGAACUGAUCUAGCAACACAGGUAAAAAUGCACCUUUUAAAGCACUACGUUGUUUUCACAGAAUAUGACUGUUUUGCUCAUGGAAGUCUUAAACAGAAACUGUUACUGUCCCAAAGUACUUUGCUGUUAUGUCUUUAUUUAUCUAGUUUCAGGGAAGGUCUAAGAAAAGACACACAGUGGGACAGAGGGAACCUACAACCAAAAACAGCCUAGAUCUUCGCAGUUACUAUGCUUUAUGCUCUGAAGAACUGAAUUGUGUGGUAAUUUUGACAUAAUCAAUCAUCCACAUGGAACGUAGUUCCCAGAAUCACCUUAUUCUGAAGAGUAUUCAGUAAGAAUUCUAAUUUAACCUUCAUGUAGCUAAGUCUGCCUUGAAAAAGGGUUUCAAGAGCUUCGAUGAAAUACAGCCCUCUGGUGCCCCACACCAGAAAGUGGAAGAGAGUAUUAACUGCACUAGGGUUUCUUUAAGGAGUAAUGUUGAUCAAAGGAUGAUGUAUCGUUUACCUUUGAAGGAAAAGCUUUGAGUGUGUAUUGUACAUAAAGUUGGCUUCUCUAAAGAACUGUUGGUUUCUUCGCAUCUGGGCCAGCUUGAGUCACUUCCUUACAUAAUCAAGAGUACUCAAAUAGAAGCCUGCAAAAUUAAUUUGCAAAUUAAUCUGCUUUUAAAAUUAAGAGCAGUGUUCUCCAUUCAUAUUUGCAUUAGACAUAGAGUGACUAUUUUUAAAGCAUGUUAAGAAUUUAGGUUUUAUUCAUGUUUGAAGUAUGUAUUAUGUAUGCAUAAUUUUGCUGUUGUUACUGAGACUUAAUUCUAUCAAGAAUCUUUUCAUUGCACUGAAUGCUUUCUUUGCCCCUAGGAGAAAACUUAAUAAUUGUGCCUAAAAAACUAUGGGCAGAUAGUAUACAUGACUAUAUGAGAUAAAGUGCAUAUUUGCAUUUCCAUGAUCUAUGAAUUAGAGGCUGAGUUCUUUAGCCAGUGAAAGGACCGCCUCACCCCCCAGAGUCACAGGAAAUAUAGAGUCUUAGAGCUCCCAUUGUAAUGUAAGGGGCAAGAAAUUUGUGUUCUUCUGAAUGCUACUAGCAGCACUAGCCCUGUUUUAAACGUUUUCUUGAGCUAGAAGAAAUAGCUGAUUGUUGUAUAUGCAAGUUAUAUGCAUUUUUUAAACGAUUCUUUGUGAACUUAUCUACCUGGUAAUGAUACUCUGGGUCCAUAUACAAGUAAAGUAAGAUUUUAGACAGAAGCCAGUAUACAUUUUGCACUAUUGAUGUGAUACUGUAGCCAGCAAGGACCUUACUGAUCUCAGCAUAAUAAUGCUUAUUAAUAAUAAAAGCUGUAUAGUGACACUCAUCAAACAUUGAAGAUGAAACAGUUGACAUACUCCAUUGGAAGGAAUUUCUAGUUGUCUCUCUGAUAAUUCACCCCUUCCAUUUUUUUUUUGUUUGUUUAUUUGUUUUAAGGAGAAGUUAAUAGCCCUCCGCAUAAUGUAGCUACCUGUAUAUAGUUCUGUCCUGUGCCCUGAAGCUUCACUGUCCAGAGUUAUUGGUCAUCAGAUGCUCACUGCACCCUCACCAUGUGCCCAAUGCCAUGCUGGGUGGAAGCCACAAAGGGCAAGACAUACUUCCUGUCCUUAAGGAACUUAUGAUCCAUUCCAUGACAGAAAGUUCUCCGGGGAUGAUUGGAAUGGCUUAUGAGUGUGAAGGUCCUUUUGUUUACUUCUAAACUCACUUGGAUAGAGUUAUUAUUCCAAAUUCUGCUGUGUAAUAAACUGUUACCAAGAGGUGUUCGUCCACCUCUGAGAAAGCCAGCGAUGAAAUAGCACAACAGGCAUUACUUUAGGUUUGAAAUGUUCACAGCAGCCUUUCAACAACAAUGGGGUGGACCUUACAGGCAGAACGCACUCCUUAA